GCGACUUUCUUAAUGUAAACAAACAGUAGGCUAAUCGUGAGCAUGGCGAUACAUAUGGACAGACUCGUAAAGGCCACUUUCUGUGUGGGAACAAGCUCUGUGAGAAGGAGAAGGACCUGAAGAGCUGGGAGGUGAACUUUGCCCAUGUGGAGCAGGGAGAGAAGAGAAACAUACUGGUCAAACUCAGAGAAAGGAGGUGAUCGCCAAGAGAAAAAGACAAGUCGUCUGAGGAAAAUCAAGUUGAGCCACAGGCAAAAAGAUCCAAGAAAGCAGAGACAAACAUCAGAAGAGACACAAAGGCCCCUCCUAACGCUCCUCCCCAGUAACUCUGAGGACGACUCCCAGCAGUCAGACAAAGGAGAGGGAGAACACAGUGAGGAGCCAAAGGGCCUGUCGAAGGCAGACCACUGGAAAGGCCCAGCCCCCACCGUGGAGGAGGAGUCCAGGGAGGAGGAGUUAGACGAGUACUUUGAGGACACGUUUCUUUCACCACCCCACCCUUGGAUUUCUGCCAGCAAGAGUCAACAUGCAAGUGUCAACAUGCAAGUGUCAACAUGCAAGAGUCAACAUGCAAGAGUCAACAUGCAAGAGUCAACAUGCAAGAGUCAACAUGCAAGAGUCAACAUGCAAGAGUCAACAUGCAAGAGUCAACAUGCAAGAGUCAACAUGCAAGAGUCAACAUGCAAGAGUCAACAUGCAAGAGUCAACAUGCAAGAGUCAACAUGCAAGAGUCAACAUGCAAGAGUCAUGCAAGAGUCAACAUGCAAGAGUCAACAUAGAUUUGAUUGAUUUUCUAUUAGACGUUGUUAUCUUCAUUUAAUAUUUCAGUUUGUCUGAAGCUGAAUAAAAUGCAGGUUAUUUUUUAAACCUGAGCUUCUAA
Salvelinus namaycush (lake trout) is the source of this 880-nucleotide messenger RNA. RefSeq names its product glutamic acid-rich protein-like. Bases 145 to 789 code for a protein of 214 amino acids. The record is from RefSeq and is a predicted model, not a curated record. The transcript is spliced from 6 exons. Lineage: Eukaryota; Metazoa; Chordata; Actinopteri; Salmoniformes; Salmonidae.